Perognathus longimembris pacificus (Pacific pocket mouse) is the source of this 1126-nucleotide messenger RNA. RefSeq names its product transmembrane protein 240 (gene Tmem240). The record is from RefSeq and is a predicted model, not a curated record. The transcript is spliced from 4 exons. NCBI's taxonomy places the organism in Eukaryota, Metazoa, Chordata, Mammalia, Rodentia, Heteromyidae. The coding region runs from base 95 to 616 and encodes 173 amino acids.
CCUCCGCGGCGGCGGCGGAGGCUCAGCAUCGGGCCGGGGCCGGGGGGGCGCCGGGGCCGGGGGGCGGCGCUCCGGCCCGGCCCGGCCCCGCCCGAUGCCCAUGAGCGCGAACACCAUGAUCUUCAUGAUUCUGGGGGCGUCGAUCGUGAUGGCCAUCGCGUGCUUGAUGGACAUGAACGCGCUGCUGGACCGGUUCCACAACUACAUCCUCCCGCACCUGCGGGGCGAAGACCGCGUCUGCCACUGCAACUGUGGUCGGCACCACAUCCACUACGUGAUCCCAUACGACGGGGACCAGUCGGUGGUGGACGCUUCGGAGAACUACUUUGUGACGGACAAUGUGACCAAGCAGGAGAUCGAUCUCAUGCUGGGGCUGCUGCUGGGCUUCUGCAUCAGCUGGUUCCUGGUGUGGAUGGACGGCGUCCUGCACUGCGCCGUACGGGCCUGGAGGGCCGGCCGGCGCUACGACGGCUCGUGGACCUGGCUGCCGAGGCUGUGCAGCCUGCGGGAGUUGGGCCGGAGGCCACACAGGCCGUUCGAGGAGCCUGCAGGGAACAUGGUGCACGUGAAGCAGAAGCUUUACCACAACGGCCACCCCAGCCCGCGGCACCUGUGAGCCGCGCACGGGACUCGUGGGGCCACUGUGCAGAUGCAAAAGGGACCUCGUGGACACCCAACUGGCAAGACGGGACUGCGGCCGUGAGCCCAGUGUGUCCUGGGCGGUGGCCAGCUGGGCGGUGGCCAGUGGGCAAGUCCAGUGGAAGGUGCUGUCUCCUCUUCUUUUUAUAAAGGGGGUCGGGUGGGGGCUGGGGUGGGGCUGGGCCGGCCCCAGGCCUCCGGGGCGGCCGCCUGACGUUGUGGUGGGCAGGACGCCGUGGCAGGCUGCUCAGGGGUCCUCGGCAGGGACGGGCCCGGCCUGGCGCGCGCCAGCCUGCGGUCUCAUCUGACAGAACGCUGUUUCCUGUGCAUCCGGAAGGGAGCGGCACCAGGGUCUGUGCCCAUCUGCACACGGGAGCAUGUGCAUGGGGCAGGGGCGUGGGGGCAGGAGGGGGGGCGUGGAGGGGCGGGCCCUCGGCAGCAGGAAGGACCCGGUGGCCCCGGGCGUCCCAGCCUCACUGUGAAGCCC